AAGAUGGCGGCCUGCACGCUUCGUCCGGGUGUUGAAGGUGCUAUCAAAAUCCUGAAAUUUCAGCUAAGGAAUUUGUCACUUCGCGCUGGAAGAGUCUCCCAGUUACACACAGGUAUCCCAACUCCAGCAAGUUUCUCGGUGAGCCAUGCAGUAUGGGGCAAGACAAAUACAGAACUCGAGCAAGAGAGAGGAAUUCCAGAACAGCAAACAAAACAAAAAAUCUACAACAGUAGGCGAGAUAUUAGAUGUGGYCCUCAGAAAUUAAACUUAGUCGCUAGACAGAUUCGUGGUUUGGAGAUUAAUGAGGCUUUGAAACAGAUGGAGUUUUCACCAAAGAAAGCRGCAAUAACAGUGAAAGAGGUGUUAGAAGAAACUCAAAAGCUUGCAGCCUCAAAGCAUGGGAUUGAAGACAAAUCCAAUUUGUGGGUUGCUGAAUCGUACGUUGGCAAAGGUCGUUAUAUUAAAAAAAUACGCUAUCAUGCUCGUGGAAGGUUUGGCAUCGAAGAGCGUAAAUACAGCCAUUACUUCUUGAUGUUACAAGAGGGACCUCUUCUUGGUAAAAACAAGCGAAGAAGRUUGAAACACAUGGGUGAACUAGAAGAGAUUAAUCGACAUCCUAGAAAUAUUAAGAACUCACUUGCAUGGUGGUAGAACAAAUUAAGGAUUUAUAAGUAUAUUCUCUUUUGGACGUUGAAGAAAAUUGUUUUGAAACCACAGGAACAUUGGGGUCGAGGAGAAUUUUGAAAAGAGCUGCGUUUUCCCGCCAAAACUUGAUAAAAAGACGAGCGCGCGCGCUGACCUAGCGCGGGGAAAUUUUGAUAACAACCAAAACUCUGUGUUACAGUGAGCUACUUGUUUAUAAGAAUCAUACUGAGAGCCUGUCCAUUUGCAAGAAAAAACUAUUAUCAUGGUUGACAAUCAUUUCGGCCCAAAUAUCUUCUGUUUGGUAAUUUUACUGAGCCUAGUUGAAAUAUAAAAGAAAAUCCAAGUGGAGUAUUGUUCAUACAUUUAGUGACAGAGGGUUCUCAAACGCAAUAAACGUGUCAACAUUUGUUUGUUUUAGGCUUUAAUUAUGGAAAUGCAAUAAACCACGAAAUUGGUAUUAAGUGCUAGGUUAAUACACGUUAAAAGUGAAUUUUCUUGUGUUAGGCAUUAUCAUCUAAAUGUAAGGAGUUUUCAUGACCGAAGUUCGACUGAACAAUUUGGUAAAACGGACGCGGCUAUACCAUAUGAACUUACACGGAUUGAGCUUUUGGAUCGAUGGAGGUCGUCUCACGUCUGACCUGACUGACUAAACCAGAUUAUUUGUAUCUAUCUAAAUACAAAGUAUAAGUACGACGCAAUWUGACAGUCAAUUGUAAUUUUUGUGGGUUUGUUGUCGUUAUUCGUUUGGACYACUACCGAAGCUGGACUCGGAUUUUCUUUCRCGGAUUUUUUUAAUWGAUGACUUCGAUGUCAUCUGAAAAUGUAGCUUACCAAAUUACUGCUAUUAAAAUAACUUCACUUUUUGUAAUAAAUGCGGUGUAAAGUGGCCACACCUCGCUUUGAAUUGCACGCCAAGCUGAAAACUACGAUAGCGUUAGAUUUUUUCGCACAUCUGUCCACUAUUACUUACCACAACGUAGACAAUCACUUAUCUAAAUUUAGAAAUCUAUAUUUUGUACCCCAAAAACCGACGGCCGGAAAACUGGUCUGGGAUUUUUUCCACUGUAAAUAAAAGUAGCCUUAAGAUUGUCUGUGAAUGGCUGUUUAAAUGCUCUAAAUUUUGGCGGUUCUGCAAAAUUUAUGUUGUAUAACCGCAGAGUUGAAAGGAAAAAAAUCAGUGAUUCUUGAUACCGAAAGCUUACAUUUGUCAAUUUGACGUCAUGAGAUGGUUGUAAUGGUGACGGGACUGGCACAGGGGCAAGAGUUUGAAACGGAASAGUAGUGCAACCAAUUUCGUAGUUUUUUGUGUGUGUCUUUUUUAAUCCUUUACGAACUUGUUGAAUUUUUUUACAGAAACAUUUUGUUCAGAUGCAAAAAUAAAUUCAUUUACGGCGAUUUCUGCAAAGUAAAUGUUGGCUCGGUAUCGUCUCGGUUAUCAACUGAAGACUCAUAAAAAAAGUUCAUUCCACUUUUACAGUGCCAUUUUAAUAAACUAACUAAAGAAAAUGUACUAUUAGAUCAUUAUGUAUAACGAUAAAAGUAUAUUUCAGGGUUUA
Messenger RNA from Exaiptasia diaphana, 2201 nucleotides. RefSeq names its product 39S ribosomal protein L22, mitochondrial. Lineage: Eukaryota; Metazoa; Cnidaria; Anthozoa; Actiniaria; Aiptasiidae. Gene Ontology annotation, biological process: translation; ribosome assembly. Gene Ontology annotation, cellular component: mitochondrial large ribosomal subunit; ribosome. The transcript has 7 exons. The record is from RefSeq and is a predicted model, not a curated record. Gene Ontology annotation, molecular function: structural constituent of ribosome. The coding region runs from base 4 to 651 and encodes 215 amino acids.